Messenger RNA from Theileria parva strain Muguga, 1569 nucleotides. RefSeq names its product putative integral membrane protein. The record is from RefSeq and is a predicted model, not a curated record. The transcript has a single exon. The coding region runs from base 1 to 1569 and encodes 522 amino acids. Lineage: Eukaryota; Apicomplexa; Aconoidasida; Piroplasmida; Theileriidae.
AUGUUUUAUAGACUGAUUUAUAUUACAAUUCUGAUAAUAGGAUUGAUUGAAUGUGUCUUCGGAAUUAAUUAUGUCGAUGUCAAGAAUUAUAAUAUAUCUCGUGGAGUUAAUGUGUUUCAUGGGAGAUUUGGCACAGAUGACAAAUAUUUUAUGUUUGUUGGUGAUUUGGAACCAAUUACUCAAUUAAGAUUCGGAAAUGAAUUGAUAUUUCCAAAUGAUACAGGUUCAAAUAAUUAUAACCUAUUUGUUGAAAUGUUCAUAAAAAAUAACAUUAAGCUGGUAUCAUUUUAUGUCCACACAUUUCAUAAAGGAUUAUUGAAAGAAGUAAAAAGAAAAGUCAUAAAAUUAUAUUCCGAUACAUACAGUUAUAUAAGUAAUGAAGAAUUUAUGUUCAAUAUCGAUAAACCAAUUUUAGUAUCAAUUGAUAUAGGACCAAGACCCAAACAUCCAUUUAUAACCAGGUUUAUUUCUGAACAUGAUAAAUCUUGUGUGAAAAAGUACUACAUUGUUAAUAAAUACCAUGCUUUUAAAUUUGAUGGAAAAUCAAGCCCACGAUAUAAAUUUGGAUAUGUUUAUGAUUUGGAUCAUCCUGUUGUUGUAGGUUAUACAAAACGUCCAUAUUUGAUUGAAAAGUGUGUGAUGAUAGAAAUUUCCAAAAAUUUUAGAUUUAACUGUUUAUUUCAACUAUUUUAUAAAUAUACCACGAUUAUUCUACACGAUGUAAAUGAACAAAGGUAUGAAUUAAGGCCUAUAUUAGGUAAAAAACACUGGUUUUUAAAAUAUUAUACGGAUGAAAUGAUAUCAAAUGAACUAAAUUUGAAUGCAAUCAAAUUCUACGGAUGUUAUAUAAAUAAUAGAGGAAUUCCUGUGGUUACACUUGACAUAUCAGAGCUUGCUAGUCCCGAAAUAUUUGGAAUUGAAAAAGUUACGGGAACGGUGAAUAAUUGGACAUAUAAAUUGUAUAAAUUGAAGAAAAAGUAUGAAAAUGAUUAUAAAAUCAAAAUGGUACUUGAUUCAAAAAUCAAAAGAAAAAACAUUUAUUGUCAAAGAAACCACUAUAUUAAAUACAAUAUAGAGGUUUACAUAAAUAGUGAAGAGACAUAUGUGUGUAAUCGCUAUAAUCUAAUAUUAGAAAAUGUGAUUGUGAAAGAAUUGAGAAUGUAUAUGAAAAAAACAAAUGAACAAAAAUACAGUUACGUAUAUAUUGAUGAUGGAAUAAUAGUUAAAAUGAUAGACGACUUGCAUCCGAUAAAACUAGAUGUUACAAUAGAUGAAGAACAACCAUCUUUAUUUGAGAAGAAGGAAAUAUCAAACAAAGAAUUGACAAUAUAUCAUUUUUCAAUCAAGGAAACUAAUGAUUUCGGAGAAUCCAUAUUGAAUAAAUAUGUGUUUGGGCGAGUUUAUCAAACAACAAGUUUUCAAUUUGGUAACAUACCACAGGAACCUUUUAGAAAACACAGGGUGAUGAUUGUUGGAGACAUAAAUACGAAUAAAUUUAUAGUAAGGAACAAAUCGACACUUGAUAAUUUGAGCACACCACAAUAUCAGUUGUUCCGACUAAGAAUAUAA